This is a messenger RNA of Lotus japonicus, 1317 nucleotides long. Its product is annotated as WAT1-related protein At1g68170-like. Gene Ontology annotation, molecular function: transmembrane transporter activity. Bases 50 to 1126 code for a protein of 358 amino acids. NCBI's taxonomy places the organism in Eukaryota, Viridiplantae, Streptophyta, Magnoliopsida, Fabales, Fabaceae. Gene Ontology annotation, cellular component: plasma membrane. The transcript has 7 exons. The record is from RefSeq and is a predicted model, not a curated record.
UGUAUUAAUCUCAGACACCUCUUGCAGCUAAAAGCCUCUGAUCUUGAAGAUGAAGAACUUUUGGGAAACAAUGAAACCAGCGGUUGUAAUGGUGGCGGUUCAGAUCGUAUUUUCUGCUUGCAAUGUAAUCUACAAACUUGCCAUAAAUGAUGGGAUGAGCACUAUUGUCAUUUCAGCUUAUCGAAUGGCCUUUGCAGCGGCUACCACUAUUCCUAUUGCUCUUAUUUUUGAAAGGAAGAGGCCGAAGAUGUCUUGGAGGGUUAUUUUCAUGACAUUUCUAAGUGGAACAUUUGGGGGAACUUUAUUUCAGAACCUAUUCUACGGGGCCCUGGUUUUGGCAUCAGCAACACUUGUCUCCGCCAUUUACAACCUUAUUCCUUCCAUCACCUUCAUCUUAGCUGUAUUCUGCGGUUUCGAAAAAUUAAAUUGGGGACGAGUAUCAGGAAAGGCCAAGGUUGUAGGAACUUUGCUUGGACUCGCUGGGGCAUUGCUGCUGACAUUUUACAAAGGAGUAGAAUUUGAUAUUUGGCCUUUUUCUAUCAACCUUUUGGAUCCACACAAGAACCACCAAACUGAUGCUAAUGUGGCUGCUGAUACCAGUAGAGAAUUGUUGGGUGUUCUCUGUGUUGUGAUUAGCUGCUUCAGUUUCUCUCUCUGGCUCAUCAUUCAGGCUAAGACCAUGGAAGUGUACCCAUGUCCUCAGACAAGCAUAGCUUUGAUGUCUAUAAUGGGAACAAUACAAUGCGUUGUUUUUGGUUUCAUUGUUGAGAGGGACUUAAACCAAUGGAAAUUGGGUUGGGAUAUUAGGCUCAUAACCGUGGCUUUUUCAGGAAUUUUAGCCUCAGGAGUAAUGAUUCUUGUCAUUGCAUGGGUUGUACAGAUGAAAGGCCCUUUGUUUGCGUCUGCUUUCAACCCUCUAAUGCUUUUGAUUGUUGCUUUUGUCGCUUCUAUGGUGUUGGAUGAGAAGUUAAAUUUAGGCAGUGUGCUUGGAGGAGUGCUUAUUAUUUGUGGCCUAUACACGGUGCUUUGGGGUAAGGGCAAAGAAGCUCAAAAGAAGAGUGAUAACAUAGAGCCGCAAGAAAUCAUGGAAGAUUAUGAACCUACCAGGCCGCUACUAAGUCCAUGAUAGACUACGUGGAUAUAAUCACAAUAUAUAGCAAAGAAUAAGUGGUCUCUCGUAGAAUUUUCUAUUAUGAGUUGUGAAAUUAUAUGAUUUGUAAUUAAGUAGUAGAUGGCAUGUCCAUUUCUAGUUGCUAUUGUGUGUAUUUUGGACGUUACAUAAAUUAUUUUAGAAGAAAUUGGAAUUAUCUUCCCUCA